Penicillium atrosanguineum is the source of this 1077-nucleotide messenger RNA. RefSeq lists its product as uncharacterized. Lineage: Eukaryota; Fungi; Ascomycota; Eurotiomycetes; Eurotiales; Aspergillaceae. The record is from RefSeq and is a predicted model, not a curated record. The transcript has 3 exons. Bases 1 to 1077 code for a protein of 358 amino acids.
AUGGCCAUCGCCACUCCCCAAUGGAAACCCCAAGUCCUUCAAAAACGUCGAACCCAACACGAUCUAAUUCCAUCUUCCUGGCACCUUUCAGAAACCGCCCUCACCACUGCACCCCUAUCAAGCAUAGAAACUAUUCGCACCAGCAACAUCCUCACCAAGGACGAGUUAGCAUGGACUGAAACAACCGAUAUCCGGCACUUAGUCACCCUCAUCGCAACACGCCAGGUCACAAGCGAGCAACUUACUACUGCAUUUUGCAAACGGGCAGCUGUUGCGCAACAACUCACUAAAUGUCUUACUGAAAUCAUUUUUGAUAAAGCGUUGGCCAGAGCGAAGCAGCUUGAUGAGCAUCUUGCUAGAACAGGGGCUGUGGUUGGACCGUUGCAUGGGGUGCCGGUUUCGGUUAAGGACCGAUUUGAUGUUGAGGGGGUCGAUACUACUGUUGGUGGUAGCUCUGGAGGCGAAGGGGCCCUCGUUGGCUCUGGAGGUAGCAUCCUCGGUAUUGGCACAGAUAUCGGGGGUUCGAUCCGUGUUCCCUCGGGUCUACAGGGUUUAUACUCGAUUUCCCCGACGACGGGGCGAGUUCCAUGGGAUUGUUCCUUUCUACACCAACACUACCUCGUCCCACCGGUAGCAGGCCCUAUGGCAAGUUCCCUUGCAACAGCAGAAUACUUCAUGGAAAGACUACUAGCCUCAGCCCCAUGGAAUGUCGACCCUCACGCAACUCCUAUUCCAUGGAGAACAGAGCUGGCAACUCCGCCGACAGACCGUAAGCUUCGCCUGGGAGUUGUCUUCGACGAUGGAAUUGUCAAGCCUCAGCCUCCAGUUGCACGGGCAAUGCGUGAGACUGUGCAGGCUUUGAGAGCAGCGGGACAUGAAGUAAUCGAAUGGGAUACCUCGCUGCAUGUCCCGGCAACGGAGAUGUGGAAUAAGGCAAUCCUUGGAGACGGCGGAUCUCACUGUCGCAAGUUGUGCGAGAUCAUUGACGAGCCGCUUAUUGAAGGCAUGGUGGUUGGAACAGAGAAAGAUAUGUUGUCGCUCGAUGAGCGAGAGAAAGUAAGGACAACCACCAUCUAA